AUGGCUUGCUUGUCUGCUAUUGUUUAUAAUAUCUGGAUGGCUAGAAACUAUGCCUUUUGGUUUAAAGCUGUUUUAAGGCCAGAUUUGCUCUCAAAAGGUGUUAAGAAAGAAGUGAUAAUUAGAUGCCAGCAAAUGAUCAAUCAUACUUGGAAGAUUGAAGACUGUCUAGGUUUCCCUGAGCCCUUCCUAGAAGGUACCAGGGAUCUCUUUGACUUGGUUUUGAUGUUGAAAGAAAUAAAUUCAACAUCUGUCACGCUGGUUCCUAAAACAAAGUCUCCUACAAGUGUGACUGAAUUCAAGCCUAUUGCUUGCUUUAAUGUCCUUUACAAAUGCAUCUCCAAAGUUCUUUGUGAUAGACUGAAGCAAAUGCUGCCUUUUCUUAUUGCUGAAAACCAAAGUGCCUUUGUGCAUAGUAGAUACAUAGUUCACAAUGUUAUGGUCUGUCAAGAUCUGGUGAGACAUUAUGGUCGUUCUGGUGCUUGUCCUAGCUGUCUCAUUAAGCUUGACUUGAAGAAAGCUUAUGAUACUGUGGAAUGGGACUUCAUUGAAGAAAUGAUGCAGGAACUCAAUUUCCCUAGGCAUUUUGUUAAAUUGAUCAUGAUAUGUGUCAUAUCUCCAAGAUUUUCUCUGAUGAUUAAUGGUUCACUUCAUGGAUAUUUCCAGUCUAAAAGAGGAUUAAGAAAAGGGGAUCCUCUCUCCCCCCUACUUUUUGUCUUAUGCAUUGAAUACCUCUCCAGGAUUCUGAAAAUUAUCAGUCUAAAAACUGAUUACAGUUUCCACCCAAGAUGCAAGGCAGCAAGGCUCACCCACCUUUGUUUUGCAGAUGAUCUAAUCCUUUGUUGUAAAGGGGAUGAAGAUGUAAUAAAGGAAAUACUGCAAAUUACAGGUUUCACAAGGGGAAGACUUCCUUUCAGAUAUUUGGGGGUCCCAAUAUGUUCAAAGCGGAUAAGUGCAGUAGAAUGUGAGAACUUGAUUGAUAGAAUGUUCUCUAAGAUCAGAACCUGGAGCUCCAAAAAUCUUUCCUUUGCUGCCAGGGUAACCUUAAUCAACUCUGUGCUCCUAAGCAUUCAGGUGUAUUGGGCACAUAUAAUGAUCAUUCCUAAGGCUAUCUUUGAUAAGAUUAAGGUGAUAUGUAGAAACUUUCUCUGGAAUGGAAGCUUACAUCACAAAGCUUGUUAUAUAGCUUUGAAUGAUAUUUGUAAGACAAAGGCUGCAGGUGGCUUAGGCAUUCAGGAUGCUGAAACUUGGAACACAGCAGCUCAUGGCAAAAAUGUUUGGGAUAUAGCUCAAAAGAAAGAGAACCUUUGGAUAAGAUGGGUGAAUAGUGUUUAUCUCAAAGGAAAGAACUGGUUUGAUUACAAACUACAAGCUGAUGCAAGUUGGUACUAG
Molecule: messenger RNA, 1389 nt
Organism: Chenopodium quinoa (quinoa)
Lineage: Eukaryota; Viridiplantae; Streptophyta; Magnoliopsida; Caryophyllales; Amaranthaceae
Exons: 4
Coding region: 1-1389 (462 amino acids)
Source: RefSeq, a predicted model, not a curated record